UACCCCAAACCUAAAUUUAACAACUACCUUACUAUUUAUAAGCAGCAAAUUGGGAGUUUGAGGCAAAAUCAUAGUUAAUGGUUUGUUAAUAGCGAGAAUCGCACUAUAAAAUAAAGUGUGACCCUUUGAAGAUUCUUCAAAUUUUGUCCUUUUAUGCUCCACAAAAAUUACCAGUAUUUGUUAAUAGAUUUACAUAAGAGUCAGUAAACGAUGACAGGUUAUUAAUUUUGGGUUCAAUGUUUCCUUUAUCUGUCAUUUUGUGAUUCACGCACCCCAAAGGGACUACGAUUUGAUCUGUGAGAGCUUAGCUGUGUCUGGUUUGUAUAUACAUGCUUGGCUCUUUUUUUAAUGUGAAUUUACAGUUAUAGCUGUAAACACUGUUGCAUUAAACCUGUUCGAAAUAAAACGUUAUUUGAAACUUCAAAUGCCUCUUUUAGUUGCGUGAACACUUCCCAUUCGGUCUCUCAGCAGCCAGCACGUCAGACACGCAGCUGCUGUUUCCUGUGUCCAGGCAUCCGCUCAGUUUUAUCUCCACGGUAACAGCGACCGCAUGAUGUCACCCCACGUCUACCGUCGCCGUAACGGCCGCGAGUACCGCAGUAUGCGAGCGCCGACUGCCGUCUAGAGUCUCCGCGCAUGGAUCCGUCAGCGCCCCUCCCCUUCUACGCUCGCUCCGGAGAUCGGCCAUGUUGCCUCUCGCGCUUGUUCCGGUAUCAGGCACGAGCGUUUGAGCAGCUCGGCCGCAGUACACCACCGAUCCGUCUCCUCUGAAACCCGUUUCACCCCAGCCCCGAGGCCAAUCAUGGAUUGUACUACCUGACUCUGGAUGUUUGUUUUCGGACGCGAGCCCUCAGACGUUUCCUUUAAUUCAAGAACCGUUUGUCACCGGGAUCCAGUGAGUGGCGGAAGACGGUUUCGUGGAUCAUGAGGGUUUUUCGGGAUUGAUCUUUUCUUUUUUUUUUUUUCUUUUUUUUGGAAACCUACCUUACGUUUGCUAGUCUUUCGUUAUUAACGUAACAGUUGGCCCUCACGGUUGUUUCUGUACAUCCGUGUUCAGUCUUGCGCCGUUUGUUUCGUUUACGGAUGAGGGUUUUCACCUUUUGUUGACACUUAUUUUUGAAGGUCGGUAAAAUUGUGAUUUUUGGUUGACCUAACAUUUGAUAUCGCUCGCAGAGUGACCCUUUUCAUGUUUUUGGCUGAUUUAAGACCUGAGAGGAUAUGAAUUGUUUUUAAACUCUUAUUCGGUUGGGAAGCAGAUUUAAAUUUCUUAAGUGAGCAACGUCUCACGAGAAGACUUAAAAUCCUUCAUAAAUCCUCCUCAAGGACCUGCCCUUUAUUUUCAACUGGAGACUUCAAAACAAGUUUUUUGUUUAUCUCCACACAUGGACUGAUGUUGGGCUUCAACUUGUUGAUCUCUGUCUGCGUGGCUAGUUCAGGCUAGCUAGCAACACGGAUCACUUCUGUCAGCUCAGACAAAUAGCCUCAAACGACAAGCUUAUAAAUGCCUGUCAACCACUGAAUACAAUCUUCCAUUUAUAUUUGUUCCUUUGGCCCUGUGUUUGAGAAUCCCUGGGAGAAAAUGUCAACCCGGCCUCAAGGAGCAGGUGUUAUUGAGAAUUCAUCCAGCCAGACCCACACUGAUGCCAAAGGAGGAGGGCGUUCCAGUGUGUCACGUAGUCGGAAUGUGGCACCGACUGUGGAUGAAAGUCCCCACAUAGGAAAUUACAGACUGCUGAAGACCAUCGGCAAGGGCAACUUUGCCAAGGUUAAACUGGCCCGACAUGUCCUCACUUCUAAAGAGGUAGCAGUGAAAAUCAUAGACAAGACACAACUCAACUCUUCUAGUCUUCAGAAACUCUACCGAGAAGUGAGACUCAUGAAGUUUCUGAAUCACCCAAACAUUGUGAAGUUAUUUGAGGUGAUUGAUACAGAGAAGACGCUGUAUUUAGUAAUGGAAUAUGCCAGUGGAGGCGAGGUUUUUGAUUACCUUGUUGCUCAUGGGAGGAUGAAAGAAAAGGAAGCGCGUGCCAAAUUUAGACAGAUUGUCUCAGCUGUGCAGUAUUGCCAUCAAAAGUGUAUAGUACACAGAGAUCUCAAGGCUGAGAAUCUUUUACUGGAUGCUGACAUGAACAUAAAGAUCGCUGACUUUGGUUUUAGUAAUGAGUUUACGAUGGGAAAUAAAUUGGACACGUUUUGUGGGAGCCCACCGUAUGCCGCCCCUGAACUCUUCCAGGGCAAAAAGUAUGAUGGUCCAGAGGUGGAUGUGUGGAGUCUCGGGGUCAUACUUUACACACUGGUCAGUGGCUCGCUGCCUUUCGAUGGACAGAACCUGAAGGAGUUGCGAGAGCGUGUGUUAAGAGGGAAGUAUAGGAUUCCUUUCUACAUGUCCACAGACUGUGAGAACCUGCUGAAGAAGUUUCUCAUCCUCAAUCCUACCAAGAGGGGAAGUUUGGAGCAGCAGAUCAUGAAGGAUCGCUGGAUGAAUGUAGGUCAUGAAGAUGAUGAGCUGAAGCCUUACAUUGAGCCCCAACCCGACUACAAAGACCCCAGGAGAACAGACAUAAUGAUUCAGAUGGGUUUCAGUCAAGAGGAAAUAGAGGAAUCUUUCGUCAAACAAAAAUACGAUGAAGUCAUGGCAACCUACCUGCUGCUUGACUAUAGGAAUUCAGAGCUCGACGAGGGUGUCAACUUGUCGCUAAAGCCACGCCCAGGAAAUGACCUCACUAACAGCAAUGGCCCUUCUCCACCUCAUAUGGUACAGCGCAGUGUUUCAUCCACUCAGAAACCUGUCAGAAGACCAACAGAUCAGGGCUCAUACUCGAAACGGUCUCAGGGAGAAAACAAGCAUGGAGUGGAGGAUUCUGGGAGGAAAGGUUCAAGUAGCUCUACCAAAGUUCCCCCCAGUCCAGCUAUCUCCAGUGAACGCAAAAAGAGUUCCACUCCCUCUGCCAAUAGUAUCCUGUCCACGGGCACGAGCCGCAGCAGAAAUUCCCCCGUAUCUGAAAGAGCCACUCUGGGAGUGCAAAACGGCAAGGACAGCCUAAACACCCCCGGGUCCCGCGCCUCCACGGCCUCGGCCGGCGCCGUGCUCUCCUCAUCUUCCUCUUCCUCACGCACCCGCCAUCACAAGUCCCUCUCCACCUCCGCCCAUCCUUGCCCCGCAGACCUGCACUCACACCGGCCCAGUGAGCAGAGGGCACCUGGUGCAUCCCCGUCAGCCCACAAUAUCAGCAGCGCAGCUGGGACAGACCGUACCAAUUUCCCUAGAGGGGUGCCCACCCGCAACACCUUCCACCUCGGCCAGCAGCGGGGCGCACGGGACCAACAGGCUUCUCCUUACCAUGGAGCCCCCGCCUCACCUUCCCUGUCCCACGGAAACAGCCAACAACGACGGCCUGGGGCUUCCGGCAUCUUCAGCAGGUUCACCUCCAAGUUUGUGCGCAGAAAUAUCUCACUCAGAUUCCCCAAAAGGAGCCCCUAUGAGGGAGAGGGUCAAGAGGAGGGGAUCAGAUCUAUGCUCAGCAGUGCAGAGAAGUCGGAGAAGACCAGCGUAGGGCCGGAAGACGACAACAAAGACUCUUCUUUCUCCCCGGAGGGCGUGUCCUCAGUUAAAGACCAGGUGAAGCCUCGCUCCCUCCGCUUCACCUGGAACAUGAAGACCACAUCUGCCUUGGAGCCCAGUGAGAUGAUGAAGGAGAUUCGGAAGGUUCUUGACGCCAACAGCUGCGAGUACGAGCUGCGCGAGCCAUUCAUGCUACUGUGCGUGGCUGGUAGCCCCGUCCGUGACGACUUCGUCCAAUGGGAGAUGGAGGUGUGCAAGCUGCCCCGCCUCUCACUUAAUGGUGUGCGCUUCAAGAGGAUAUCCGGAACGUCUAUUGCCUUCAAAAACAUCGCCUCCAAAAUCUCCAAUGAGCUGAAACUUUGAGAGGAAAAGGAGAUGAGAAAAUGCAAGUGAAAAGUAGCAUGGUAAAGAGUCUCUGAACAGGGAUGAGUGAGAAUCGCAUUGCUCAAACACAGCCUGCUGGUAUGGGUAGGUGUAGAGAGAGAUAUAAGAUCAGAUUCAAUUAGCACACUGGCCCUUCAUUCCUGCUCAGUUUUGGAAGAGUAUUCUCUGCAGGUUCUUGGUUCAUUGGCCUAAAUGUGUUCAAUUCAGAAAGGCGCCAAGUCACGACGGGGUUUGUGUCUGCUGAAAAUGAAUUUUGAACUAAUUUCGGUCUCUUCGUAUACUCACACACAUAUGCACCUGUUGCCUAUUGAAAUGGACAGAGCUUAAAAAGCCAAACUUGAAAGAGGUGUGGCCAUUGACUUGAGAAACUAAAGUAUUCACAGGGUGGAGGUGGGCAGUUUGGGACUGAUGUUUGUGCCCCCUUUUAUUUCUUCCUCUUAUUCUGUCGACAGGGUCAGAACUUGAUCAACAUUGAGAGGACUGUAAAUUCUGGUUAAGGUGAUUUUAAUUCUCAAUCGGCUGGGUUUAGAUCUGCUGCACUGGAAUGGGUGAAUUUCUGUUGCCUUUUUAUUUUCUUAUAGAAAUUAAAUGUUUCAUUGUUGUGUUUACCAAUGAUUGCUUUAAUAUUAUUCUUAGGAAAAACAAAUUAAUCUUUUUUUUCUUUCUUUCUUUUUUUUUGUGCUCUCGUGUUAUUGAUCGUGCUAUGCCUUUGUAUAAACAAUGUCUGAAAAAGCACCACCUGACCCUUUCACACUCUCGCCCCAUUUUGUUGCAAAGGAUUAUGGGCCAGCAAGUACUCUUCUCACACUUAAACCAACAAAGUCACUGGAAAAGACAUUAAAAGGACUCAAUUCAUGCAACUAAUCAUUCCCAUGCCAUUUUCAUGACUAAAGAACUGAUGUCAAGUUGUUCUUCUCUGCAUUUAAAACACAUUUCAUGAUUCAAGCCAAGAACUUUCCACCUCAGUCUCGUCUGCGGGUCAACUUUUUGGCAUUAAGCAUUUGAUGGUUCACUCUUUAUGAAAAUGUGUCGUGAUUGAAUGUGUAUGAGAGAUGGAGUGUCGUGUCUGAAUAACCAAAAGGCUUGCUUAGUUUCAUAUUCAAUGCAGAGACUAAUUAUAUGUAGCCUUGACACAAAAAGUAACUGCCAUGAAGAGUCAAAUAUUGGCAUUCUGUUAAUUCCAAUAUUUUGUUGGCAUUAUCUUUUCACUAUUGAAUUGUCAUUCUUGCACAAGCAGAUCAGUAAUUUGAGCAGACAGGAAUCAACCUGUAGAAUUGUCUGCAUAAAAGAGAAAAAGGUACACUCGUUCUGAGCUAGAGAGUCAGUGUGUUUCCAUGCAUUUCUGCUGAGCUGUACAUGCUUGCAUGCAUCCUCUAGUUGACAUCAGGUGCACUGUCACCUCUGUUGUUGUGUAAAAAGGAAGGGGGUUAAGAUCAGAUCUCCUUAAAAAGUCUGUCACCAGUUUGGGGGACAGCUGUGCACAUGUGUGUUUUAUAUCUUCAUAGAAAAUGUACUUUGCUGUUCUCACAAACGAUCAUUUGUUGAAGGUGCUGGGGAUCCAAUUAUCUUAAGCAUUGUUUGUUUUUCUUCAGGGUUGAUUAUUUUUAUCCAUUCAAGUUUUUUGUUGCUGUAAUUUUAUUAUUUGUGUCAGACACUUUGCUGUUGGUUUAGGGGGGCUCGCAUAGAAUUACCACAUACGUUUUUUUUUUUUUUGUUCUUCUACUUUUUGUGCAAAGAUGAUUAUGAUCAAUGAUAGUAAUAAAACAAAUUCAAGCUCACUGUAUUAAACUGAUGCAGUAUGUUCUGACAUUUAAUAUACCUAUUUUUGGCAUCUCUGAAGGUAUGUUUGAUAGCUAUUCUCUUGAAAUACUUGCUUGUAAUUGGUGUAUAGUAAUAAUUGUGUCCUUACCUGGUGCCAGAAGUUAAUAUCCUAAUAAUAUCCAGAAGUUUGGUCCUAAACCAGGGCUUUCCAAUCUUUUAGAGGAACUAAAAGAAAUAAAAAAAGAAAUUAUACAAUCCGUGUAAUUCAUGCCAUGCUCACACACUUGGCAUGAAUAUCAUCUGUAACAAGUGACAAAAUUAAAAAAUAUAUAUAAACAUGGUGACAUUACUUUGGAAAGUUAUAUUAUAGAUGAUACAAGUGUUAACUCGAGGAAGCAUUUUUUCUGUCAAAUCUUAAUUAUUGCUCUGGUUACUAAUAUAUCCUCGGUUCCCUGAGAUAAAGGAAUGAGCAUCACAUCACUGACGCUUAUGGGGAAACUUCUGUUUACUCUGAUACUGAAGCCUGAUUUGCUCAUGUUCGUGUAACUGCACGAGCCAAUGGCUUUUCAACAUGCCGAAAGGGGAGGAGCCAACUGCUAUAUAAGUUCAGUCAGAAUCUUUUGAAUUUAGUGAAGUAUCCUUCACUUCAGAACAUUCAUUCAUGGAUUUGCGCUGCACAAUGUCUUCACACAAGGACAAGUGUGACAUCAUAUACCUCGGUAAAUAAGUACAAUUUAAAUACACGUACUUCACAGGGCACUUGCAUUCGAAUAGAACAAAUGUCUGAAGCAAUAAGAGAGACAUACAAAAUGUGUAGACGGGGUCGCGAGGACUGGAAUCGAGAAUCGCUGGCCUAUGCAAUGCUCAUUCCUUUAUCUCAGGGAACAAAGGUUGCGUUAAUAAUAGGAGCAUUCUCUUUCGAAUGGUCUUUCCUUCUGACUCUUAUGUGGAACACAUCCAAUAAUUUACUAUGAGUAAGUGCAGGACAAAGCCACAUCCCAAUUUUAAAAAUCUUGGAAAAGUAGACUUUGACGACCAGUCGGUGGCUGCACAAAUUUCACCAAUAGAAAUCCGACUGGACCACACCCCAGAUGAGGCCAUUCCUCUGGUGGAGUGGGCUCACACAACAAUAGGACACUGCAAGCCCGCUAAGAUGUGAGCCAGGGUUACAGCUGCUCUGAGCCCCUAAAUGGGCAGGAGAGCUCAUACACUCUAAGAGCCCAAACCAGGCAGAGUGAAUUAGGACCCUAGCUGGAAAAAUUUAUUUUUGUAUUUGUCUUUUAUUGCAUUAUUGAAAAAUGAUUUUCCUGUUAAGCUCUUCCUGUUUAUUUACACUGUAAAGCUUCUUUGACACAAUUAGUAAUGUAUAAAGCACUAUAAAAAAUAAAGAUGAGAUGGCUUGA
Carassius auratus (goldfish) is the source of this 7110-nucleotide messenger RNA. RefSeq names its product serine/threonine-protein kinase MARK2-like. The coding region runs from base 1580 to 3925 and encodes 781 amino acids. Gene Ontology annotation, cellular component: cytoplasm. Lineage: Eukaryota; Metazoa; Chordata; Actinopteri; Cypriniformes; Cyprinidae. The record is from RefSeq and is a predicted model, not a curated record. Gene Ontology annotation, molecular function: tau-protein kinase activity; ATP binding. Gene Ontology annotation, biological process: intracellular signal transduction; microtubule cytoskeleton organization; protein phosphorylation. The transcript is spliced from 19 exons.